Molecule: messenger RNA, 651 nt
Organism: Daktulosphaira vitifoliae (grape phylloxera)
Lineage: Eukaryota; Metazoa; Arthropoda; Insecta; Hemiptera; Phylloxeridae
Exons: 5
Source: RefSeq, a predicted model, not a curated record
UUUAUGAUAAAAUGCUUUUUUGCAAAAUUCAGAAUUAUGCUUAAAAUAUUUCAUUCAUAUAUACCCUAUUCUUUUAAAAUUACUCUGCUUUUUGUGUUUAAUUUUUAUAAAGUUAGAUGUUUUAAUUAUUUGUAUUUAUUUUUCAGACGAAAUAAUGAAGUAUCUAGUGAAGAAAAUGAAUCUAGUGAAAGUCAAUCUGAUGUUGACGAUAUUGAGAGAAGCGGCCAACCGUCCACCAGCUACUCCGGCGCCUCCAAUGCCCCUCUUGCCAACGAGACUGAAGGUUUCAUUCUAAUACGACGAAAUAAUGAAGUAUCUAGUGAAGAAAAUGAAUCUAGUGAAAGUCAAUCUGAUGUUGACGAUAUUCUGAAAAGUGAAAAAGCAUCAAUAAAGCGUUUUAUAAAUGCUAAAUUUGAUAAAUUUAAUGAAAUAAUUAAUCAAGCAUCAAAAAAAGUUAAAAAAUUGAAAAAAACAGUUCUAAAACAUAAACUCGCUAAUUAUGAAUUAACAAGAAAGAAUUUAGAUUACGAAAAUACUUUAAAAAUACAACAAGAUCAAAUAUCAAAAAUUGAAGAAACGUUCAAAGAAAAAGUUUAUAGUGUUCUAGAAAGUGAAUUUCAAUGUCCAAUUUGUAAUGAAUUAAUGGUUAAG